UAUCGCGGCCGGCCGGUUUCUCUGCUUCACGGGAGCGCAGUAUCAGGCGGAAGCCGCCAACCUCGCCACCGCCGCACCCACAUGCGCUCGCCUUCCACUGUUUGGCCGCACACCUACAAACAAGGCCCUCCUUUCCCUGGCUUGUCCCGCUAUCGCCCCGCUUCCGCCCGCUGGCCGCUGUCCGUCAGCUCUCGCGCUACCGGCUGCGGGAUAAGGCAAGCUUGUCGCUCGCCUUGGUGGUGUGCUUCCAGUUCCAGCCACCAGCGCUAGCUUCCUCUGCGUUGCACGUCGGAAAUGGAUUCCUCUAGCAGAGGCAUCCGCUUCCUCGUCCACCGCCGCGCGCUGCUGCUGCUGCUGCUCGUCGCGUCGUCGUCCCUCGUCGGCACAUCGCGUGGCAGGGAGGCGCAGCCGCUGCCCGCGGCGGCGGCCACGGCCCUCGGCAGCAGGCGGUCGCCGGAGCGGCACGGCCUGGCGCUGGACUUCUACGCCAGGACGUGCCCCGCUGUCGACCAGAUCGUCGCCAACGUCACCGCCGCCCAGUACAGGGACUUCCCCGCCGCCGGACCCGCCGUGCUCCGCCUCUUCCACCACGACUGCUUCGUGGAAGGGUGUGACGCGUCCAUUUUGAUCGCGCCGACGGCCGACGCGGCCGCGCCCGCGCGCCCGCCGCCACCCAGGGUGGAGCGCGACAUGGAGGAGAACAGGAACCUGCCGCAGGAGGCGUUCGACACGGUGGAGCUCGCCAAGGCUGCCGUGGAGAGCAAGUGCCCCGGGAUCGUCUCCUGCGCCGACGUCCUCGCCCUCGCCGCCCGAGACUACGUCCAGCUGGUGGGUGGGCCGUACUACGCGGUGAAGAAGGGCCGGAAGGACAGCAAGGUGUCCCUGGCGGGGAAGGUCCGCGGCAGCCUGCCGCGGGCCAACUCGACGGUGGACGAGCUCCUGCGCGUGUUCGCGGGCAAGGGCCUGGGCGCGGCGGACCUGGUGGCGCUCUCCGGCGCGCACACCGUCGGGUUCGCGCACUGCGUCCACGUGCUGGGCCGCAUCUACGACUUCCGCGGCACGCGGCGGCCGGACCCGGUCAUGGACGCCCGCCUCGUGAAGGCGCUCCGCAUGUCGUGCCCGUCGUCGGGCGGCAGCGCCCGCGUCGUGGUGCCCUUCGACGUCAGCACGCCCUUCCAGUUCGACCACGCCUACUACGCCAACCUGCAGGCCAGGCUGGGCCUGCUGGCCUCCGACCAGGCGCUGUUCCUGGACGCGCGCACCAGGCCGCUCGUGCAGGACCUCGCCGCCAACAAGACCCGCUUCUUCCAGGCGUUCGUGGCCAGCAUGGACCGGAUGGGCUCCAUCCGGAUCAAGAAGGGGAGGAAAGGAGAGGUCAGGAAAGUCUGUAGCCAGCACCUGUUUUCAGCCUGAUCUGCGUCUGCAUUCAGCAGCAUGCGUCCGUACGUCGUCGUCGGUGUCAGCUCAUCAGCGUGCCAGCACCAGCAUACACACGGGACUAGCUCGUUCGUGGUUACUACGUUUGGGGCCUCGCGUUGCGUGAUUAGAGCUAUCUUUGAUGCAUGUGACGGCAGUUUAGUUUAGAGAGGAGUAGCUUGGCCAUUGGUUUUAGGGUCGCGUGUGUUUGUGCAAGAAAAUGUGUAAUUGUGUAUGCAUGCAACUAUGCAAGUACAGUGUUCUGUUGUGUGUUUUUUAUUUAGGCGUGCCUAGGAAUUUAUACGAGCAUGCCGGCUAUGCUAGUUUGUCUGUGUGACAUUCCAUCUGUUUGAUUAUAUUGAAAAACUGCAUGAUGCAGAGCACAAUAGGCACGUAGCGGCCUAGGCUA
Molecule: messenger RNA, 1825 nt
Organism: Zea mays
Lineage: Eukaryota; Viridiplantae; Streptophyta; Magnoliopsida; Poales; Poaceae
Product: peroxidase 19
Exons: 3
Coding region: 295-1413 (372 amino acids)
Biological process (GO): response to oxidative stress; hydrogen peroxide catabolic process
Molecular function (GO): peroxidase activity; heme binding
Source: RefSeq, a predicted model, not a curated record